AUGCCGCUCACCACCAAGCUCACGCAACGCCUCGGCAUCCAGCACCCGAUCAUUCAAGGUGGCAUGCACUAUGUGGGCUACGCGCCCCUCGCGGCCGCCGUGUCUAAUGCCGGCGCCAUCGGUGCCGAUGAUCGAGACUGCGGGAUCGCCAAAGCGGGCAAUCCAGACGUGUGCAUCAUCCACAAGUGCACCACCAUUCGCCACGCGCUCAAGGCGCAGGCGAUGGGCUGCGACAUGAUCUCGCUGGACGGGUUCGACUGCGCCGGCCACCCAGGCGAGACAGACGUCGGCAACUUCCUCCUGCAGCCGAUCGCCGCGCGCAAGCGCUCCCUUCUCCGCGUGACCAGCCGCGUCCACGAACGUGCGGAGGGCGUCAACCUCGGCACGCGCUUCAUGGCGACGGCCGAGGCGCCAAUCCACGACAACAUCAAGAAGGCGCUGGUGGCGGGAGACGAGAACUCGACGCAGCUCGUGAUGCGCAGCCUGAAGAACACGGAGCGCGUGUACAAGAACGCGGCGUCGGACGAGGAGGAGGAGGCGAAGGCGAAGCGCGAGGCGCGCGUCGCCGAGCGGGCCGACGAGUCCCGCCAGCUGCUGGUGCAGAUCGUCCAGCAGGAGGAGGCGGGGCCGAGUCAGCCAGUCGACAAGUCAGAGUUUGAGGCGCCGCCAGACGACGACGACGAGGCGGAUGAGCUGGAGCAGUUCGAGCGGUGGAAGGUGCGAGAGCUGCGGCGCGUGAAGCGCGAGCGGGAGGAGGCGCGCAAGGAGGAGGCGGACAAGGCGGAGAUCGAGCGGCGGCGCAAGCUGACUGACGCGGAGAGGGCGGCGGAGGACGAGGAGUUCAACCAGGGCCGUGCGGGGCACGGGCAGGAGAAGGAGCAGUGGAAGUUCCUGCAGCGGUACUACCACAAGGGCGCCUACUUCCAGGACGAGGACGAGACGGGCAAUGCAAAGAUGGGGCCAGUCAUGUCGCAGGACUUUGGCGCGGCGACCGGGCGCGACGCUGUCGGAGACAAGGCGGCGAUGCCGGCGCCGAUGCAGGCCGUCUGCUCGCUGCUCUAUGCGCUGCUCGAGGCGGCGGACGCGCCCCCAAACCUCUUCCUGAAGCGCGAGGCUGGCAAGCUGUUCCCCGACGGCUUCCACGAGGCCCUCAAGGAGCUGCUUGUCGAGCUGCUGUGA
Molecule: messenger RNA, 1179 nt
Organism: Emiliania huxleyi CCMP1516
Lineage: Eukaryota; Haptophyta; Isochrysidales; Noelaerhabdaceae
Exons: 7
Coding region: 1-1179 (392 amino acids)
Biological process (GO): mRNA splicing, via spliceosome
Cellular component (GO): U2-type spliceosomal complex
Molecular function (GO): nitronate monooxygenase activity; RNA binding
Source: RefSeq, a predicted model, not a curated record